Paramecium tetraurelia is the source of this 1977-nucleotide messenger RNA. RefSeq lists its product as uncharacterized. NCBI's taxonomy places the organism in Eukaryota, Ciliophora, Oligohymenophorea, Peniculida, Parameciidae. The record is from RefSeq and is a predicted model, not a curated record. The transcript is spliced from 5 exons.
AUGAAUAGAAAGAUUUCUGAAUUUUUAGAAUGUUUUCAUUGUUGGUAUAUGAGAUGCAUAUAAUUUCCUUAGCUUGUUUAAAUGUUGAUGCUGUCUAUAUCAUAAAUAUAGAAAUCACCUUAAGUGCAAUCCUCAACGAAAUUGAAUAGAUUUAAUUUAUUUUCAAGAAAUAGAACUCUUGACAAUACAGAAGCCAGUAGAAUGAGAUCUAAAUAUAUAAUUCAUGACAAAGAAAGUCUAUACGAGGAAAUUUAAAAUCUGAAAUAAGAAAACAAUUAAUUAAAAUUAGCAUUACGAUAGUUUUAAUCGUAAAAUUAAUAUUUCAAGAGAGAAGUGUAAUCCAUCUUAAAAGAGGAAAGUACUCCUUUCAAGAAUAAUUCGAGAUUAAAAUAAGGGUUUUUGGAGAAAAUCACAAGGCUGGAGGAUAAUAACAUCAAAUUGCAAUAAUAGUUAUAGGAAUAAAUAUCAUAUAUUAAUCAAUUGCAGAGUCCAAUGAACAAAAAUAAUGUUGAAGGAUUGUGUAUAUCUCUAAGUGAAGACAAUAUGAAAAUGACAUAAUUAAUUUCACAAUUAGAACAGUCAGUUACACAAUAAUAAAAUAAUUGCAAUAAAAUGAACAUUAAAUAUAAUGCAAUCUUAAAUAAAUAUAAGUAACUCAAGAAUCUGAAUGCAUAAUUGUUAUUAGAGAUGGCAGAAUUAAAAAAAAAAGAUACUUUAUUUCUUGAAAGACCUCAACAGAAGGACAAUAAGAAGAUGGAAGAGCAAUUACAAUUGGGUUAUGAUUAGGCAAUGGUCGACUUGAGAAAUGAAAGAUAGAAGAAUAAGUAUCUGGAAAAUCAAAUGCAAAAACUAUAAGCAGAUAAUUAAGAAUAAAUAGAGAAUUUAGAAAAAAGGAUGGCUGAAUAGAAGAGAUAAUUUGAAACUUUGCAAAGAGAAUAUGAAUUAGAAAAGCAAUCAAAAUACCAACCAAAAAGGACUAUUCUUAUAAAAAACAACGGUCCUUAACCACCUGAGGAGCAAGGGCAAUUAUAAGAAGAUAUUGAAUUGUAAAAAAAGAAAUUUAUAAAUGUGGACAAAAAUGAUAUUUUAGCCAUUGCUAGACAAGUCAAAUAAAAUCUGAUUGGAUUGAAAAUAUCAUUGUAAUAAGUAGAAACUUACUUAUUGACAGACGAGGUAUUAACAUAAUAAUAAUUGAAAUAAAAUCUAUCAAAUAGAAUCUUUGGUUUAAAAUCAAUUGAAUAAGUGGAAAUGGCUGCCAUUUAUUUAGCAGAUGUCGAAAAUGAAACAGAGACGACAACUAGUGCUAGAGUGAGAAGUAUCUUUAGAACUUUGAUGGAAAACUACUAAAUUUUAUCAAUAGAAUAAUUGAAUAAUAUCAAUCAAUAGAUAAUGAAGAAGAAGAAUGAGAUAUCAGACAUUUUAAUUAGGAAAUAUCCAGAUACUUACACUAGUGGAUACAUUACAAUUGAUGCCUAUUUGGAAGUACUUUCUUCAGUGGAAAUUCAAUUAAGCAAAAUAGAAAUUGAUCAUUUCUAUGCUCUAAUCCUAAGAUAAAAUAGGUCAUCAAGAAUAUUUCUAUAAUAAAUACAUUCACCUUUUGACGUAAAUUAAGAGGAAGACGAUUUAGAAGAUUAACAUUAGAAUAUAAAUUUAGGUGAUGUUUAACCUGAGAGUCUAAAAUUGUCCAAUAGUGAAAUACUGAUCAUUAAUAAUCGUAAGGAAUCUGAGUUUGUUAAUCUGAUUGAGGAUGAUGUCGAUCACAAUUUGAGAUCCAAUUAGAGAAAGAUAGAUAAAAAUAUAGAGAAAUUGGAAGAAUAAAAUGAAGAUGAGUUCAAACUGUCAUAGAAAUCGAAUUUGGAAUUGUCAGAAGAAGAGAAGAACCCAUUCCAAGACGUGUAGCAUGAAGAAUCAGAUGUGAAAAUGAUUGAUUCGUAAGAAUUAAGAAAAUAAAGUUAACCUGAUUUAUAAUAAUUUUGA